This is a messenger RNA of [Torrubiella] hemipterigena, 5902 nucleotides long. Lineage: Eukaryota; Fungi; Ascomycota; Sordariomycetes; Hypocreales; Clavicipitaceae. The record is from the annotation of a GenBank genome assembly.
CCAUCUCUGCCAGCGACAGAUUCUCUAUAUACCAAGUUGCUCUUCCGUGAUACAGCCUGCGACCCCAAGAGAUGAUGCUACACUCUGUCAUCUGCAUCAAUAGCUACGUCUCUCGCGCUGGACGCGGCGCCUUCCCUUCACCAUGAGUAGCCCAUCUGAUAGCUCGACCACGCUGCCAUGGCCACCAAGCAAACUGCCAAAGCGACAUAAGAUGCGCAACGGUACCUUUAUUGUUCCCAAUACCGGCGAGCGAUCGAGACGACAGUUUACACUUCGAACAUCCACAGGCCUAUCUCCAACAGAUGCGCCAAGCACGACAACGAAUUUCCCCCAAUCUGCAAGAGAACGAAUAGAUCACACUGCCCAAGCUGUGAAGCGAUAUUCGCAUGCACUGUGGCAAUGGUUGCAAUCGGACGAAGGCCAUGGUGUGCUCAAGUGCACUCUGGCCUAUGUUCUUGGUAGCAUCGCCACGUUUUGGAGCCCUCUAUCUGACUUCUUGGGUCAUCGUGAUGGAAAACAUAUUGUUGCGACAUUGACUGUUUACUUUCAUCCUGCGCGAUCAGCCGGAUCCAUGAUCGAGGCAGUCUUGAUUGCUAUAGUAGCCGUCAUUUACGCCGAUAUUGUCUGUGUGCUGAGCAUGGCCGUCUCGAUUGCAUCGCGAAGUAAGCUUGGCUCGCCGGUACCUGCCCAUUUCCUUGUCCUCGUCCUGUUUAUAGGCGGAGGGCUCGGCUUUAUUGGUUGGGUAAAACAGAAGCUCAACCAGCCAUUGGUCAACGUCGCUUCUACGCUCGCCUCUAUAGCCAUCAUUUCUGUCGUUACUAAGGAGGAGUCAGUUCAGGAUGGCUACUUCUCUGGCGAGAAGAUUAUUCAAAUGGUCAAGAUGUUGCUGGUUGGCAUCUCCUUCAGUACCGCCGUCAAUCUCCUCAUAUGGAGAGUAUCAGCACGAGUCGUCUUGCGCAAGGCUGUUGUUCGAGCAACCACAGCACUUAGUGACCGAUUAUCCUUUGUUACCAGGGGCUUCUUGAAUGGAUCGGAAGACGAAGUCAAUUCUCCCGAAUAUGCGGCCGUCUCUAAGCAGUACAGCAUGGCAUACGGGACAAUGUCGAAGACCUUGCGCGAAGCAAAAUUAGAACACUACUUUUUGGGCCACGAACGCAUAUACGCACUGGACAAACGCCUUGUCAAAUCAGUUGAUGCCGUGCAGCAGGCCAUUGGUGGUCUCCGCAGUGCCCUCAACACACAAUUUACUCUGCUACGAGAGGGUGUGUCUGCUGAAUCGCAAGCUGCCGAGGAGCUCAUUGUCGGUAGCUCCGGCCCGGUUUCAUCUCUUACUGCGCGUCGACAAUCAUUACUUUCGGAAGACGCACAUACAGUGUUACCGGUCAUUCGUGAAGUAGCUGGUGAAUCACGCAGUGGUUCGCCAUCUCCAGCGCAAGUGCCUUUGUUUCGGGCACCAUCAGACAUCUUCGCCAUGUUUAUGCAACUUCUAGGCCCGUCUAUGAAAUCUCUAGCAUAUACACUCUCAGAGAUUCUCCGAGCGUCGCCCUUUGGUGGCGAUGUUCAGACGCAGAUCAACGAUACUGAGCAACUGCGCGAGUCUCUACAAGAAGCCCUCGGCCUUUACUAUGAAGCGAGGCGGAAUGCCCUCACGGAGCUUUACAAGAGCAUCGAGUUGGGCAGGACGAGAUCGGAGAAGAUUCAGGCCGACAUUGAAGAGGUUGCAGCAGCAUGUGGUCACUUCUCGUUCAGUUUACAGGCUGUUGCAGAAGAAAUGGAUGUCUACUUGGACGCGAUGGAAGAUUUGAAACAUUGGAUAGGAGCUCACAAUCGUACCUGGCGCUGGCUCAUGUUUUGGAAACGACGGGCGGAGAGCAGAAGAAACCAAGAAUCCGCCAUUGAUGACGUCGAAUGCGACACACUAAUUCAGAAAAAGACGUCCAAGGGGAUCAGCAGAUCAGCCCUCCCAAAGGGUAUCCCGCAGUCGAUGAUUAAACGACGAGACACAUUUAGCUGGGAUGCCUCUCCUCAAGCCGUUAGCGUAAAGCGUACACUUGCGCAAGUCGCCCUCGGUAUAAUGCGCUUCUUCUCUCGCGAAGAUGUCAUGUUUGGCGUAAAGGUCGGCAUUGGUGCGGUUAUUUGGGGCAUGUUUGCAUUCAUUCCAGAUACGCGGCCCAUUUACCAGUCGUGGCGAGGAGAAUGGGGUCUUUUGUCGUACAUGAUUGUCGUGGGCAUGACUACUGGCGCAUCCAACACUACUGGCACCGCGCGAUUCAUAGGUACCCUGGUUGGUGCGACCCUUGCUUGUCUGUCGUGGACGAUAAGCGCUGGAAAUGCCUAUAUUUUAGCCUUGUUUGGUUGGUUUGUUGCACUGGCCAACUUCUACUUGAUUCUCGUCCUCAAAAACGCACCCCUGGGACGAAUCUCCUUACUCACAUACAACGUUAUUGUACUAUACGCCUAUAGUAUCUCCCAGGAUGUGGAUGACGAUGACGACGAUGAAGGUGGCCGCAACCCUCUCAUCUUUGAAAUUACAUAUCAUAGAGUCGUGGCUGUCACACUCGGCAUCGCCUGGGGUAUGAUUAUUUGCAGGCUGCUGUGGCCGAUCUCAGGCAGAACCAAGUUCCGCGAGGGUCUGGCUGUGCUCUACCUUCAGCUGGGAUUGAUCUGGAAGCGCGGGCCCCUAACAGUUCUCAUGCAAACAAAUAACACUUUGGAUUAUCUUCAGGAAGGCGAGCAGGCUGCUCUCCAGCGCUACGCAUUCAAGCUUGAAAUGCUGCGAGAUGCUGCCGCCUCCGAGUUUGAGCUAAGGGGCCCAUUCCCGUUUGAAGCAUAUGGCCGUAUUAUGCACUCCACCAAACAUAUACUGGAUGGAUUCUAUGCCAUGAGGCUGAUCACGCAGCGUAGAGUAUCUCUGUCUGCUGGCGAGCGCUCCCUUUUCGAAAUUACAGCAGAAGAGCGUCUUCAACUGUGCCAGCGCAUUUCGCAUGUCUUCCAAGUACUGGCAUCCUGUUUCAUGUUAGAGUACCCUCUUACGGAUGCAAUCCCCACCAUUGAAGGGAACAAGGACCGUCUCCUGGGCAAGAUUUACCAAUUCCGGCGUGAUAAUAUGGGCCGCGGAGAAGGUAGCUCAACCGAGAUAUCAAGUGUUGCCGAAGAGAGCGACUACGCAUUGCUAUAUGCGUAUAUUCUCGUCACGGCGCAGGUCGCAGCGGAGUUGAAGAUUGUCAGAGAGGAAAUAGAAGGGCUAUUUGGCGUCUUGAACACACACGAUUUGCUACUUGAGUAACAUACUCUACCUCAACGAACAGCGAUGCAUUUAGGAUAUCCCGUUAUAAUAGUUCAUAUCAAGCGUGUAUUAACAUUCAUUGUGAAUCCUGUUUUAUUUACUUUUAUUCCCAUCUUGACAGAUCUUUUAAAAAGUAAUUUCUCUAAGUCGACCCUUUCCACCGACUUCAUACUCGAUCCAUCGUCCCACGCCCUUGCGUCCAGGCACCAACACCGUGCCGGGGUUCAUGACGUGGCAACCCUCGUAUGUAGUAGUAAAAGGAGGCGCCGUUGCAUCGACUAAUACCAUUGCCGUUGGAAGCGGAUACAAGUGCAGCGGGGAGCCGUAGUCCCAAUGCACCGGGCGAAUAGCGGAUCGGAAGGGCGACAGGAAGCCCUGGUCAAGGAUAGUCUUGACGAGCUUCUGCGCAGCAUGGCGAUUCACAGUUUCGCCAAGCGUAGAGUCUUCACAGGGAGUGUUGGUCUCAUUGACCGCUGGCUGCUCGUCGACAUCCAUAGAUUCGUCUUGCGACGCUGUAGGCGGGACGUUUUCUUGGUUUUCCAUAUCUAGUGCUUUGGCUGUCAAAUGGACCGACGAUCGACGUAGGCGCGCUGAUAUAUCAUCACGGAAGAUGACGAGCUCGUGGUUCGGUCCAAACAGAGAUAGUCGCGAAGGAUUGCUCGUCCAGAUGGCCUCACCAGGUACGCCAAAGGGCUCUUCGGCAUUGGCUGCCGCAAAGGCCUUGCGGAUUCGUGAUGUGAAGAGCUCGGGGAUGCCCUUGCGCGGUAGCGGUGCCGCAGCUCCGGCUGUAAAGGACGAUAUCCACCCGUCGUUGUCGCCGGGGACAAAGACGAACGUGCAGGUCUGGAGGAGUGUGGGGAAGUCGGAGAGGAUCGAGGCAAGCGAGUCGAAGUAUUCUUUGUACUCGAUACUGCUGCACGAUCCGCCGAGACCCAUGACGGCGUGCUCGAUAAAGUUGCCUGUCAGCACAAACGCAACGGGGGAUACACCGGCUGCUUCUUUGGCGUAUACACCGAGGAUCUUGCGCAGUGCUUGCAGAGCGCGCGGCUGGUCAAAGUUGACUUCUCCAAUGACGACCACGCGGUUGCGGCCUGGCAUGUCAUCCUUUGGAGGCGCCAGAAGGCGGUUCUCUAGUCUUCGCAUCUUGGAUCCCACAGCUCGCUCACUUCCUACGCCGAGGAAAUCGAUCCAGCCGAAUCCACCGCCUAUUGUUUGGUCGACGCCGCCGUCGGGGCCACUAACACCAAGGGUUGUCUUUCGUGUCUCACAUGGCGGUUGACCAAUGAAGAAUCCCUGGAACUUGCCUCCUAAUACACCUCCAACACCACUGCUUCCGCCUAGACCCUUGCCCACAGAUUCAUCCUCUUCCUCGUAUACACCGUCGACAACGACAAUCAUGCCCGGGCAGAACCAGGAUGAGUCGUGGGGAACACAUAUAGCACGUUUGAGAUCUAGAGCAAUUGUGCCGGUAAGGUCGCUAAUGGCAAGCUCUCCAGUUGGUAAUAUUGUUAGCUGGCCGAGAAGCAUAUGAUUGCUACCGUGUCGACCCAGCAAGUUUGCAAUUGGGGUGAUCUUGAGCGUUUGCGCGCCGGUGUUGGCGUUAGAGCGGUUCUUUAGUGCACUGCUUCGGGAGUUGGCAAUAGCUGAGGAUUGGAAGGAUUCGUUUCGGAGGAGUCGUUGGUGAAUGACGUUAUAUCGGUUGCGGAAGAGCAUGGUUUUAUGUGACGCGGAGGCUAAUAUUGCCGGUUUCGAUGUAUCUCUGCUGGGAGUUAGUUAUACCUGUCGGAGACAGUUUAACCUUGUCCUCUUACCGUUCAAAGUGUUUCUUAUCCACAUUGUAGUACAUGCGAGGCUGAUCGUAGGCAUCAAUAACUCGGACCCAUGAUCGAGCGUCACUGGUUUCCGACUCGUCGUCCUCCUCUUCUUGCACACCAAGCCCUGACAUACCAAAGCUUGCUGAGCUAUCCUGUCUCGAAAGUGCCGCCGGUCGUAUUCCCAUUCUGGUGGUAAACAUGUCGUCUACUUGUCCCUCGAGCAUGCUGUCCCCUCGAGGAAGACCGCGGCCUUGGCUAACAACCUUACCACCGCUCAUGUUGCCCUCAAGAGUCUUGAGGAUGUCAUGCAGCUCUUUGCUGCUUCCAUCGACAAUGGCACCGCCAUUUCUAUUUUUCCAACUGCGCGCCGCCUCCUCAAGCACUCUUUCCGCAAGGCCAUCCUCGCGCCAGCCUGAGCCACAGUGACGCCCAAUGAAGGUUGCGAGCUCUUGCAAAGCGCUUGACGUUAGCGUCAAUGAAUGCUUCUUUGUAAAUGUUCGAAAUGCGAGUGGACGAAGAGUUGCAGGUGGUAAAAUAAUAGGCAAAAUGCCAGCUUUGGGUGCGUUGACAUUGAACGGCUUGACGGGGUGAAUCGGUGUCGCAAAGGAUGGCGAGGACGAGGGCAGCUGGGACGACGGUAUUAUAUUCCGCUUUCGAAAUAGAGGCGCUGGUGUUUUGUCCAUGGUGUAGGUAUUUUGAUGUGUUUAUCCUCCAAUUAUGGACUUGAAUGCCAAAUUGAAAUGGAAGGACAGGCGUUUUCAGGCGGUUUGUUGCCCUUGGUAGUAAAGUGGGAUGAGCGGUG